AUGGUGGGGUGUUGGGGGGGGGUGUGGGUUUUAGAGUGGGUGGAUGGGUUUAGGGGGGGGGGGGGGGGGGUAUGUGGGGGGGGGGUGGGGUUUAUUGGUGGGGGGGGGGGAUGUGGUAUGGGGGGGGGUGGGGGGGUGGUGUGGGGGGGGGUGGGUGGGGUUGGGGUUGGGGGGUGGAUUGGGGGUGGGGGGUAUGGAUGGUGGGGGGGGGUUGUGGUAGGUGGUCUUGUGGUAGGGGGGGGUGUUCCAGGAUAUUCUCUGGAGGGGGUGAUGGCACUCGGGACACAGAUAUUAUUUUAUUGGGGGAGUGAUGGUGGGGGAAGGUAUGGGGAGGCUGCGGGGGAUAGGGGGGGGGAUUUUGGUGGGGGGGUGGAUGUGGGGGGGUAG
Molecule: messenger RNA, 387 nt
Organism: Knipowitschia caucasica
Lineage: Eukaryota; Metazoa; Chordata; Actinopteri; Gobiiformes; Gobiidae
Source: the annotation of a GenBank genome assembly